Gossypium raimondii (Peruvian cotton) is the source of this 1776-nucleotide messenger RNA. Its product is annotated as cyclin-A1-1. Gene Ontology annotation, biological process: mitotic cell cycle phase transition; regulation of cyclin-dependent protein serine/threonine kinase activity. Lineage: Eukaryota; Viridiplantae; Streptophyta; Magnoliopsida; Malvales; Malvaceae. Bases 49 to 1530 code for a protein of 493 amino acids. Gene Ontology annotation, molecular function: cyclin-dependent protein serine/threonine kinase regulator activity. The transcript is spliced from 10 exons. The record is from RefSeq and is a predicted model, not a curated record. Gene Ontology annotation, cellular component: nucleus; cyclin-dependent protein kinase holoenzyme complex; cytoplasm.
AACCACGGCUUUCUUUGCUACUCUCUUUCCAACAAAGAAAGCUGCAAUAUGUCGACGCAAAAUGGUAAUCGGCGAUCGUCGUUUUCCUCCUCUACGACGUCGUCUUUGGCCAAACGACAUGCAUCGUCCUCGGAUAACGUCGGAAAAGUCAUGGCUUCUAUGCCUAAAAAGAGAGUCCCUCUUAGUAACAUUUCUAACCAGAAGAACACCUCAAGAAGCUCCGUUUCGGCUUCUUCUUUGGUACUAUGUUCAAACAAAGUCCCCAAGACCAGGAAGACAAUGCCUGAUAACAAUAAUGUAGGUUUUUCAGGACAUGUUUUACCUUUAACACAUGUAGAACCCGGUUCAGUUCCGCCUCCCAAGGUUGUCUUAUCUUUUCCAAGAGGAAAUGAAGUGGCCUUGCCCCCUCCUCCUGCUACUAUCUCCACCAUCCCUCCUCCACCAUCUAUCAUGGAGGUUUCGCCUAGCAAAUCAGAUGGCUUAUCAGUUUCCACGGACGAGACAAUGUCUACCUGUGAUUCUUUCAAAAGUCCUGAAGUUGAAUAUAUGGACAAUCAUGAUGUUACGGCUGUUGAUUCGAUUGAACGAAAGACGUUCAGAAAUCUCUGCAUUUCGGACCAUGUUGAAUCAACAGGGAAUAUAUGCAAUAGAGAUGCAGUUGCAGAGAUGGAAAUGGAUGAUAAGAUAAUUGAUGUUGAUGACAAUUACAUGGAUCCACAGCUUUGCGCAACAUUUGCUUGUGAUAUUUACAAGCACCUACGUGCAUCUGAGGUGAAGAAAAGACCUUCCACUGACUUCAUGGAGAGAAUUCAGAAAGACAUAAAUUCCAACAUGCGUGCAAUUCUAAUUGAUUGGCUUGUAGAAGUGGCUGAAGAGUACAGGCUUGUACCAGAUACAUUAUAUUUGACUGUGAACUACAUAGAUCGGUAUCUUUCAGGGAAUAUGAUGAACAGGCAACGCCUACAGUUGCUUGGUGUUGCCUGCAUGAUGAUUGCAGCAAAAUAUGAGGAGAUUUGCGCUCCUCAGGUGGAGGAGUUCUGCUACAUCACUGAUAAUACAUAUUUCAAGGAGGAGGUUAUAGAAAUGGAAUCUUCUGUUUUGAAUUACUUGAAGUUUGAAAUGACUGCCCCAACAGCUAAAUGUUUCUUAAGACGGUUUGUUCGAGCUGCUCAAGGGAUCAAUGAGGUUCCAUUAAUGCAAUUAGAGUGCAUGGCCAACUAUAUCACUGAACUCUCUCUCCUAGAGUACAGUAUGCUUUGUCAUGCUCCAUCACUUAUCGCUGCUUCUGCAAUUUUCCUGGCCAAAUUCAUUCUUCUUCCUUCAAAGAAACCUUGGAAUUCAACCUUGCAGCAUUACACUCUUUACAAGCCAUCUGAUCUAUGUGACUGUGUUAAGGAUCUUCAUAGAUUAUGCUGUAACAACAACUCUACUUUGCCAGCAAUCAGGGAGAAAUACAAUCAACAUAAGUAUAAGUGUGUUGCAAAGAAGAAUUGGCCUCCUUCAAUACCUUCAGAAUUCUUCCAAAAUUGAAAGCAAAGCAAUUCGACAGCAUCAGACGCUAAUGUUCCAAUACUUUGUUGGAUUAACUGUUGCUAAUAUCUGUCUGUCAUAAUCUAUAUUUCUGUUAGAUGCACACUAAGUAGGAUCUUCCAAGUGUAUGAUGACCUUCAAAUUUUAGUCUAGUGUAAUUGUUCAUUUUAGUAAUGGACGCCACGUGGAAAAAUAUAGCCAUGUAUAAUUUUGCUAUACGUAGUAAUAUAUUUUUGUUUAUUAUUA